Fusarium venenatum is the source of this 1944-nucleotide messenger RNA. The record is from RefSeq and is a predicted model, not a curated record. NCBI's taxonomy places the organism in Eukaryota, Fungi, Ascomycota, Sordariomycetes, Hypocreales, Nectriaceae.
AUGGAGGAGGAGAGAACUGGAGAAUCAACAAGGCAGGACGAGCCGCCUGUAACCGAGAUAUUCUCCGGCGACGACGACGGGUCGGGCAUGGCAGCAGAUCAAUGGAAUAAAGAUGUUCCACUUGCUCUGAUGGUCCUGGGCGAGAUGCUUACAAUGGAGCUGAAAGAUGUCCGGAUUCGAGGGUGGCGUAUCGAUGAGAGCAGGGGCUGGGGUCAGAACAGUACAAUCCUGAACAUUAUGCGAGAACGAUGGAGCCCAGACACGGUCCGAAUGCUUCAGAGGUCACUCCACAGCCAUAAAACCGCGCAAUUAUAUGCUCUGCGCUUGACAGGUCCCGUGUCAUCGCAACCAUCUACUCUAAGCUUAGGUUCCAAUGGCAAAGGAUAUGAACAGGCACACAGUGACACCUGCAAUCUUGGAGAUAAUGAAGAGUUUGUGGGGCUGGAUCAAGAUAAACUGGCAGACAUCAUCGAACGAGGCAGAAUACCGCUGGCAAAAUACAAUGCUUCCACGGGCCGAAUCAAAAUUCUUGAAUUUGAACCUGGGACAAGGUAUGUCAUCAUCUCUCAUGUUUGGGCGAAUGGCUAUGGCAACCCCAACGAGAAAAAAAUCCGUAAAUGCGUGCUCGAUCUUUUUAACCAGUUAAUUCUCGAUGCUCAGCAAAUACUCCGACGGAAUGAUCCGGAUCCUGAACUUCCAUUCUGGAUAGACGCCUUGACAAUCCCUGUCAAUAAUCCUAUUCAGCGAAAGAGAGCAAUCAAAACAAUGCAUUAUGCAUACACCAACGCAAACUUCAUGGUAGUUCUCGACUCGGGACUUGCAAAAAUAGCAGCUGGCAGGUCUUAUGCAGGAACAGCAAUGAGAAUCUUCACGAGUCGUUGGAUGGGCAGGCUCUGGACUCUACAAGAGGCGUACCUCAGCAAAAAGCUGAUCUUUCGAUUCAGCAACAAUGAGCUUGUGGAUAUGGAUCAACUGGAGGCUAACUUCCUUACAAGUCACACCCUCGGACAUUCGAUGGUUGCGGGAAAAGCUCGCAAGUACUUUGACCGUUUGCUUGGGUGGCAAAGGCAGAAAAGGAUAUACGGCGUUCCCGUGUAUGACAGUGUCUUACUUGCCUCAGUCUGGGAAGCUGUGCAAUGGCGCACAACAAGCUUUGUUGUUCACGAGACGCAAGCCCUGGCUACCCUGUUCGAGGUUGAAGUUGACUUUCCCGAUGACUUCGAUCACGCCUCCUGCGGUUUGAAGUGCGGUGAGUGGCUGGACGGUGAAUGCCGGGUCAAUCUCGACAUGAGAAUGAAAUGCUUCUUGGAAUCGCUGUAUGAUGCCUACCCAGGCUCCAUUCCUCCUGGCAUCAUCUUCGUGCCUGGUAGGAGACUGGCCGUUGAGGGCUUUGGGUGGGCUCUCUGUAGUUGGAUGGUUGGGCAAAAUGUCGGCCAUGACGAUCCCAUCUUCAGUCACAAAACUGCAGCCGAGUUGACUUUGGAUGGGUUACUUGUUCGGUACUCAGGCUUUCGUCUUCGAUCAUCCGGGAACCGCAUGUACGAUGCUGCAGAGAACAAAUUCGCCUUCCCCUGCGACAUUCUUCUUCUUGAGUGGUACUGCGUUCAGUCCUGCGACGGCAAGACAAUGUCUAUACCAAAGGGGGAUGGGCACGCUAUUAUUUCAUCAAGAGAAGAGGUCAGAGAGGACAAAUCGAUAGCUCUUCUUGUUUCAGUGAAAAAGACACUCAGGCCCAAGCUUUACGUCGAGAUUCUGCAGCGAAUCUGGAUAUGGAGAGAGACAGAUCAAGCCAAGAUUGAGGUACUUAGGAGGUCAUUCUGGGAGAAUAAGAUUAAUGUGUGUGAAUAUGGAGAGGUCUUAAAUAGUGAUCAGCAGUGGUGUAUAGGAAAGCAAAAGUGGGAUAAUAUAAGGCAUAGAGAAAGUGUCUAUACUGUUAGUAUUUAA